AUGUCUGUGAGCAUGCUUCGAGAGGUUGUUGAUGCUAUUGCAGUUCCUCUCUCUGCAUCUGUCAAUGAGUGCUUGAGGUCUGGAAAUUUUCCUGAUUUCUUGAAAACAUCAAGAACUGUCCCGGUCUUCAAGAAGGGUGAUCGUGAGAACCUUCGUAGCUUCAGGCCAAUCUCCAUAACUCCUGUCUUUGGCAAGGUGAUUGAGGCAGUGAUAAAGCCUCAGCUGGAGGCCUUUUUCGAGGAGAAUGGCCUGUUCUCCAACAUGCAGUUUGGUUUCCGAGUUGGGAGAUCAACUGUGGGUGCAGUUGACCAUGUGGCUGAGCGGAUUGAUGCUGCCUUCGAGGAUGGUGAGUCUCUUGCUCUUGCUCUUUGUGAUCUGAGCCGAGCCUUUGACUGCGUGGACCAUGGCAUUCUUCUUAGAAAGCUGAGCUUUUAUGGUCUUAGAGACUCUGCCCUUUCCAUCUUGGGCUUUUACCUUUCUGGAAGGACUCAGCUUGUCUCCCUCAGUGGUGCUGACUCCCGGACACUUCCGGUAACUUUUGGUGUUCCUCAGGGAUUGGUGCUGGGGCCUACACUGUUUCUUGUCAUGAUAAAUGACCUCGAUGACCACGGUUCCUCUCUGAUGUUCGCGGAUGAUGCAUCUCUACUGUCAUCGGGUGCUGAGCUUGAGCGGGUUUUGGAGGCAUCUGCGGAGCAUCUUCAGUCUGCCACUUCAUGGUUCCUGGCUAAUCGAUUCCAGCUGAAUGAGGACAAGACCCAAAGGAUCAUCUGCAGCUUGUCACGUGAGCCGCGUGACCCUCAGAAUCCAGUGAAGCUGCUGGGUUUUGUCUUGGACAGCAAACUCAGCUGGAACAGUCAUAUACAGCAAGUAACCAGUCGACUCUCCCGCAUUUGCUUUCUGCUGCUCAAGAUGAGGGGCCUGGUGACUGAGAAGUACCUGAUAAUGAUGUAUCAUGCGCUCUUCCAUUGCCACAUUACCUAUGGCUUGCUUCUGUGGGGUCAUUCAGCGGGGGCUGCUGAUGUGCUGAGACUGCAAAAGAGGGCUAUAAGAAUUAUAACAGGCAGCGAUCAUCUUGCCCACUGCAAGCCCAUCUUUGCUCGCCUUGGUGUACUGACUGUCUUCAGCCAUUACAUCCUCCUUUUAAUAGGGCUCAUUAAAUUUGAAUUCGCCAUCUCCAUCGCCAGAACAAAGGACACGUCAUCACAAUGUUCCUGGAGGAGGUCACUUUUUACUGCACCUGACGUCUCUCCUAUAAGAAAUGGAACAAACUCAAAGAGGAAUAGUGCCACAAACAUUGUAUCCAAGAUUCCUGUCAAGCUACCUACCAAGAUUCCAUUAUUGAGAAGACAGACUAAAACUUCCGAACCGGAGAAACCAGUAUUAAAGACCAAAUUAAACAAUGACCAAACAGAUGCAAGUGGAAAGAUCAAGAAUGAGAAAGAGAAUAAGAGUCCAAAACUUCCAUCUGCUGGUAAAGAAGCUGCGAAUAAAAGUUCCAAUUCGUCCACUUCAAAUAAAAAGAAUACAGCAGAAAAUGUCAGCAAAAUGGAAUGGGAUACAUUGGAAGUUUUGUCUGUUCAAGUAUUUCCUCCUGUAUCCAAAGAGAAGUCUAAUUUAGAAAUCGAUCUGGAUGAUGACGACGAUGGUGAUUUCCAAUUUUCUAAGAAAGGAAAGAAAAACAUUUCAAAUAAAAAAAGUCCCAACACCAAAAAAGCGAAAGGAGCAGAUAAAAAGCCAGCAAAAUCAGCUCGAGGAAAGAAGAAAGAGACCGCAGAAGAAACUGAAGCUGCUCCAGAAGAAACUAAAAUAAAUUCGAAAAUUCAAUUGGAUGGAGAUGGUGCAAAUAAAGUGGCAGAAAGUAGGAGAGUUUUGAAAAAAGGUCCGAAUAAAGACCAAAAGAAACCUGCUGCUCGAAAUAAGAGAAAAGCCGCAGAUUCUAAACUUGAUCCUGUUGAAGAGCUGAACGAUGCUGAAGAUGAGAAGAGAGCCUCCACUCGUAAUAAGAGGAAGACUCUGGGCGGUGAUCUUGAGACAAUAGCUGAAGAGGCAAUUCAUGCCGAAGAUCAGACAAAAAGUCCCACAAAAAAUAGGCGAAGGACAUUCGAUCUUGGGCCAAUAGCUGAAGAGCCAAAAACAGUUGUAGAUGAGGUGAAAAGUCCUCCUAGAAAUAAGAGAGAAACUGCUGAUUCAGAUGUGACACCGGUCACAGAAGAGCCGAAAAAUGAUGAUGAUAAAAAGCCAGCAAAAUCAACUCGUGGAAAGAAGAAAGAGACCGCAGAAGAAGCUGAAGCUGCUCCAGAAGAUACUCCAGAAGAAACUAGAAUAAAUUCGAAAAUUCAUGUGGAUAGAGAUGGUGCAAAUAAAGUGGCAGAAACUAGGAGAGUUUUGAAAAAAGGUCCGAAUAAAGACCAAAAGAAACCUGCUGCUCGAAAUAAGAGAAAAGCCGCAGAUUCUAAACUUGAUCCUGUUGAAGAGCUGAACGAUGCUGAAGAUGAGAAGAGAGCCUCCACUCGUAAUAAGAGGAAGACUCUGGGCGGUGAUCUUGAGACAAUAGCUGAAGAGGCAAUUCAUGACGAAGAUCAGACAAAAAGUCCCACAAAAAAUAGGCGAAGGACAUUCGAUCUUGGGCCAAUAGCUGAAGAGCCAAAAACAGUUGAAGAUGAGGUGAAAAGUCCUCCUAGAAAUAAGAGAAAAACUGCUGAUUCAGAUGUGACAACGGUCACAGAAGAGUCGAAAAAUGAUGAUGAUGAAAAGCCAGCAAAAUCAACUCGUGGAAAGAAGAAAGAGACCGCAGAAGAAGCUGAAGCUGCUCCAGAUAAUACUCCAGAAGAAACUAGAAUAAAUUCGAAAAUUCAUGUGGAUAGAGAUGGUGCAAAUAAAGUGGCAGAAACUAGGAGAGUUUUGAAAAAAGGUCCGAAUAAAGACCAAAAGAAACCUGCUGCUCGAAAUAAGAGAAAAGCCGCAGAUUCUAAACUUGAUCCUGUUGAAGAGCUGAACGAUGCUGAAGAUCAGACGAAAAGUCCCACAAAAAAUAGGCGAAGGACAUUCGAACUUGGGCCAAUAGCUGAAGGGCCGAAAAAAGUUGAAGAUGAGGUGAAAAGUCCUCCUAGAAAUAAGAGAAAAACUGCUGAUUCAGAUGUGACACCGGUCACAGAAGAGCCGAAAAAUGUUGAUGCCGCUCAAACCACGAAAACAGUAAAAGCCGAGAAAAUGGGAACUGACCAAGAGGAUGGAGAUUGCCAGUUACCAGUCGAAGCUUCAAAAGAAGAAAGUGAAGAAGCCUCCAAUGUUGAUGAUAAAGCUUUGAAAGAAAGUGAAUCCGAGGUAGCCCCAAAAAGGAAAAGGAAAAAGAAGAACGAAGAGGACGUCAAAGAAGUAUCAGCGGCGUUCAGUGAAAUUGGAGAAAAGGGACAGGAGAAUUCUGAUGCGAAGGAGCCUGAAGCUGAGCCUAAAAAUGAAAUUGAACCUGAAGUAGUCCCAAAAAGAAAAAGAAAGCAGAAGAACGAAGUGGAUGUCAAAGAAGUUUCAGCGGCGUUCAGUGAAAUUGGAGAGAAGGAAAGUAAACCUAAAGUAGUCCCAAAAAAUAAGAGGAAGAAGAAGAAUGAAGAGGAUGUGAAAGAAAUAUCAGCGGCGUUCAGCGAAAUGGGAGAAAAAGAAGAGGAAAAUGUUGAAGCGAAGGAACCUGAAGCUGAACCUAAAACAGGAACAGAGGUGGAACCGAGGAGGCGAACGAGGAAAGUGGCACAGAAAACUGUUCCGAAAAUGGUCCGUGAACCGGAUGAAUCUACCAAAAGUGAAACUGUCACUGAAACAUCCAAAGGUUCAGAAAAGAAGUCUGAUCAGCAGAAUGCGUCUAAGAAGCAGGAAAUGAUGAGCAAGCCUUCAACGUCUAAGCUGAAACUACCUGCUGAUAUGCCAGCCCCCUCUUCCAGUCUGACUGUACGUUCGUCCAAUACUAGUGGUGUGGAAAAACAGAUUCUUAUGAAUAGUAUUUUUGGGUCACCUGCAAACACAAACUCUAAGCCCAGUAAACCAGUAGAAGUGUUUAGAAGCUUGAAGCCAUCAGAUAAUGUAAUGGGAGGAUUUAUAUCGAUGAUACCAAGUUCCAUUCAUAGUGGGCUAGCCACUAAUUACAAUAUGUACUUUUUGAGUACAGAUACUCUACUUAAAGUCAAUACUUGUGGAAUGGAGAGAGUGAUUGGGAAACAUACUUCUUUUAUUAUUCCAAAAGAAAGUCGUUUUUGCUUUGAGAAUGUUGGAGAAGAAACAGCUAUAUUAUCGUUUACGAAGCUUCGAUCAAUAUGAAUCCCACUGUAAAAUUUGAAUAUGGGACUUUCAUUCACAAAGUGAACUGUAGUGAUUAAUGAGUAUACGGAAACGGAAAGGCUGAACGUUUUAAAAAUUGCGUGCUGGUUGGAUUUUUGUUAUUUCACGAUUUUGGUGCACGCUUCAACCCAUCUGGUAGUAUGUUAUCGAACAGUGAAAUCGGUGUUCUUCAGCGGUUCGCUCAACAAUAGAAAGUAAGUCAAUUUUGAAGAAAUUUUAACCUCCUGACUUUCAUUAAUGCAUCUUUAAUUUCAUUUGAUGAAUAUUUGGACAGCUUUCCGAAAAUGCAAUGUAAUGUUAUGAAAUCACCAAAACAAGUUUUCCAGGAAAUCGUCUGUUUUGGGAUCAGUAAUGAAUUUGAAAAAAUCGAUUUUAUUAAUAAUUAUCUAUUCGGUUGAAAAAUGUUGUUGAAGUUGAAUUUUUUCACUGAAAUUCGAAGUUUCAUGGUUUGCUACUGUUAUUAAUAUCGCUGGGAAGUUUUGCCUUUGAUCUUUCAAUCAAUUUAUAUGAAAGGUUAUUGUUUAUGAUGGACUGACAUUGGUGUCUUUGGUACGCAACUUUUUAUCUGUUCAUCCUCGAAUGAUGAUCUAAUCCGAUUUCCCUAAUUCAGUUCUCUCAACAUAAUGUAAAUAAAUUUAUAGUUUUAGGUCCAAGGUUUUUUCACCUUGAAAAGUUUUGUCAAAAGUAGGCUACUCUUAAAAGUUUGUAAAUCACUCUCAUUGUGCCUUAAUGGUUUAGAAAGUGUAAAACCCUAGAAAAAUUGAUAUUUUUUAUAAGUAGAAUUUUUAGACAACUCAAUGCAUUUUAUAACAAUUACAUGCAUUAUGCAUGUUUCUUAUAUAAUUAUAGCUUAGACUUUUUGUGUAUGUUGUAUGAUUGAUUCUCGCUAAAGAUAGACCAAUAGAAUGAUUUGUGUGCAUAAUUUAUCAUGUAAAUGUACAGUGAGCUUUUUAUGUCAGUGUGCAAUUUUUAUAGUAUUAGUUUAGAAUGGUCUUCUCCAUUGUAAAAUACUGUUCAUGAAUUGCUAAAUUUGUUAUAUUUCUUGAUAAUAAAUAUUUUUUAGUAACAAGAAA
Messenger RNA from Nilaparvata lugens (brown planthopper), 5399 nucleotides. RefSeq names its product titin. The record is from RefSeq and is a predicted model, not a curated record. The transcript is spliced from 33 exons. Lineage: Eukaryota; Metazoa; Arthropoda; Insecta; Hemiptera; Delphacidae. Bases 1 to 4305 code for a protein of 1434 amino acids.